CAGAGCCUCCGCUCUACGCCGGGCGGAAGGAGCUGUCAGCUGAAGGGGCGAGCGGAAGUGGAGGGACAAUCCUGAGGUGAGGCCUGGGAUUCGAUUUCUUCCUCAGCCUCCCGGUCUCGGCGGAUAGGGAUGGCAGUGGACGGCGGCGGUAAGUUGCGGCGCCAGUUGGAGGCCAUGCGCUUCGACCCGGCGCUCUACGUGAAGCAGCUGUCGCAGCAGUCGGACGGUGACCGCGACCUGCAGGAGCACCGGCACAAGAUCCAGAGCCUGGCCGACGAGACGGCGCAGAACCUGAAGAAGAACGUCUACAAGAACUACCGGCAGUUCAUCGAGACGGCGCGGGAGAUCUCGUACCUGGAGAGCGAGAUGUACCAGCUCAGCCACAUCCUCACCGAGCAGAAGGGCAUCAUGGACGGCCUGACCCAGAUGCUGCUGGCGGCCGACCGAGAGCAGCAGCAGCAGCAGCAGCAGCUCCUGCAAACCGGGGCGGCCGUCUCCUCCUCGGCCUCGUCCGUCGCCAGCACCGGCGCCUCCUCGCAGUCGGACUCCUCGCUGCUGCCGCGGGAUGCCGAGGAGCACAAGCAGCGCACGCUGACACCGCUGCUGCAGAAGGUGGAGGGCUGCCAGGAGCUGCUGCAGGCGCCCGGCCGCUACCUGGUCUACAACGGCGACCUGCUGGAGUGCGACCCGGAGAGCGCGGCGCAGCUGCAGCGGGUGCACGCCUUCCUCAUGAACGACUGCCUGCUGGUGGCCGCCUGGCUGCCGGGCCGCCGCGGCGCCGGCCUCCGCUACCGCUUCGACGCCGUCUACCAGCUGGACAGCUUCGCAGUGGUGAACGUCAAGGACGCGGGCCCGAUGCGCGACAUGUUCAAGGUGCUGAUGUUCCCCGACACCCGCGUCUUCCAGGCCGAGAACGCCAAGGUGAAGAAGGAGUGGUUGGAGAUCCUGGACCAGACCAAGAAAAACAAGGCGCUGAACGAGCGCCGGGAGCUGGAGAAGGCCGAGGCCCUGCGGCUGGCGGCGGCCAAGAAGGAGGAGGAGGAGCAGCGCAGGAGACCCCUGGCGUCUGGCAGUACCAACCCAUUCGAGGAGGAGGAGAGAGAGGCCGAGGAGCAACGGGCGCCCCUCCAGCCGCUGGACCUUAGCCUGGACUGGAUCCAGGAGCUGCCCGAGGACCUGGACGUGUGCAUCGCCCAGCGGGACUUCGAGGGUGCCGUGGAUCUGCUGGACAAGUUGUCAGCCUACGUGAGCGGCGCCGACGGUCAGCCGGGUGUGCGGCAGCUGAGGAGCCGGGUGGAGCAGCGGGUGCGCCGGCUGACCGACGUGCUGGUGUACGAGCUGUCGCCCGGGCGCUCGCUGCGCGGCGGCCCGCGGGCCACCCGGCGCGCCGUCUCGCAGCUCAUCCGCCUGGGCCAGUCCACCAAGGCGUGCGAGCUGUUCCUGAAGAACCGGGCGGCUGCCGUGCACACGGCUAUCCGCCAGCUGCGCAUCGAGGGCGCCACCCUGCUCUACAUCCACAAGCUCUGCAACAUCUUCUUCACCGGCCUGCUCGACACGGCCCGCGAGUUCGAGAUGGAUUUCGCUGGCGACAGCGGCUGCUACUCGGCCUUCGUGGUGUGGUCGCGCUCGGCCACUCGCCUCUUCGUGGAUGCCUUCAGCAAGCAGGUGUUCGACAGCAAGGAGAGCCUGUCCACCACAGCGGAGUGCGUGGAGGUGGCCAAGGAGCACUGCAACAAGCUGCGUGAGAUCGGCCUGGACCUCACCUUCACCCUACAGGCGCUGUUGGUCAAGGACAUCAAGGCGGCGCUCCAGAGCUACAAGGGAAUCAUCAUGGAAGCCACCAAGCACCGCAACUCUGAGGAGAUGUGGAGGAGGAUGAACCUGAUGACUCCUGAGGCCUUGACAAAACUGAAGGAGGAGAUGAAGGCUAGCGGAAUCACCAACUUCGAUCAGUACACCGGUGACGACUGUUGGGUCAACCUCAGCUACACCAUUGUGGCCUUCACCAAGCAGCUGAUGGCUUUCUUGGAGGAAGGGCUGAAGCUGUACUUUCCAGAGCUGCACAUGGUCCUGUUGGAGAGCCUCCAGGAGAUCAUACUGGUGGCCGUGCAGCACGUCGACUACAGCCUGCGAUGUGAGCAGGACCCGGAGAAGAAAAUCUUCAUUCGGGACAAUGUUUCCUUCCUUUACGAGACGGUCCUCCCGGUGGUGGAGAGACGGUUCGAGGAGGGGGUUGGGACACCAGCCAAGCAGCUCCAGGAUCUCCGCAAUGGCUCCCGAAUCAUUCGUGUCAAUCCAGAGAGUACCAAUUCCUUUGUCUGAACAUCUGAGUACUUGUUGCAGGCAUCCCCUACACAGCCACUCCCCUAUAGUUCUUAUUUAACACAAGCUGUAUCUGUUUGGGACGAUCUUAAGUUAUCUCAUACAAAGGACAGUAUAAUCACCUGCUAGUUGUUAUUUUUAGCAACUCCUGCCUUGUAAAUACUACUGCUUUGUCUGGUUAUAUUUCACCAGUAAAACAAAUUUAUGGCAAUACCUGGAUUUGCUCACGUACUAACAUUUGUGCAAAAAAAAAAUUGCCAUUGGCUUCCAAGGCCCAAUUAUCCUUCCACUGCCAAAAACUAUCUCUCUCCCUCUCAAAUACACUUUAAAAUGCAAUUCCAUUGCCUAAACAUUUGGGAUAUAUGUAACUCAGUGCUUGGUUUUUCUCUGCUGUUUCAUUGUUGUAGUCCUCGAGUUUCAAUGCUUUCUAAAUUCAAUAUCACCUGAAGCUCAGUGUAUUUUUUCCCCCAUUUAAAUCCCAUGAAGUACUUUGGUUUUAACAAUUUUGAGGGACUCUACAUGUCUUCAGACAGUCUCAGCAUUGCAACUUGUUGCUAUGCAGUAAUGGUGCAAUUCUGCCCUAACAUUGGAGACUUGCUUUGGGGGGACGUCGGUUUGGCAGUGCCAUAUUGUAGCUACUAUCUUUUUCGAGGUAACUCAGGCUUUAAACAAAGGUCCCCAUCAAUGUAUUGAUUUGAUUGCCAAUUAUUCUGAUUAUCAGUUACCUCCAAGCCAAUGCCACAAGAACUGGUGUCCAUCGCAUUGUUUUUUCUAUGUGGACUAAUUAUACUGUAAUAUAUACUAUCCUAUACUAUAAUACUUUCAGUUAUAAAUGCUUUGGGUCAAUUUGAGAUUUUUGUUUACAUUUACAUCAGCUUAAUGAUUGAAAGUUGCUUCACCCUGUGCUCUACUGCUGCAAAUAUGUCCAAGUUCAGGCUCACUGCCAAAGUCCUACAGAAGUGAUUGGGCCUCCUUACACUGUGCCAUCUUCACAAAGCCAAAAUAUUCUUCUUUUCAUCUUGGAACAUUUUCUUCUCUGUUUUGCCUUUAGACUGUAGAAUUUUUAAAUUUUACACUGGUCUACUGUAGAGUUUGUAAAGUUUGCGCCGGUUUACUGUAGAGUUUGUAAAUUUUAUGCUAGUCUACGGUAGAGUUUGAAUUCUUGUAAUAUGAGAGGAAUGGCACCAGGUAAAGGCCGACAAGUUUUGUUUGGGGUCUGAAGGAUUUAUUUGGGUGCUUUGAAGAUCAUUAAAGGUCAGUGAUCUCCAGUGUUGUCCGUGUGGAGUUUGGUCAUUCUCCCUCAUCACAAAGGUGCGGAGGUUGGUAGAUCAGUUAACCACUAUAAAGUGGGUGCUACUGUAGCGUAGCAGUAAGCAUGACGUUAUUACAAUUCAGUGUUCCAGAGCUCAGAAUUCAAUUUCAGUGAUUUGAGAGUUAACUACCCUUGUUUUUCUGAAUGUGUUAAUAGCAGGACCUCGGCUCUUGAACUGAACAGCUGUUCCACUUGAUGUGUUAGCUCUGUGUGAAGCUGUGAUUAAACCAUUGUGACAGGUUUUCAAUUGCAGCUUAAAUGUGUCAGGGGCCAAUAGGAUGAGGUGCAUCUCAUUUUGUUCUAAAUUUUGCCCCAAUAAUUUGGAUUUUUAAUUGCAUAUUCCAUUCUCUGUGGGAGGUUACAGUUUUAUUUGAUCUACUACUUCUAAAUGCCAUUUUUAUGAUCUUUACUACUUUAAAAUUAGAAAUAAAGUUGCCACUGUAGUGAUUCAUCUUGAUCCUGCAUUAAUGCUCUAUGAAACAAUAACAUUUGAAGUACCUUUUUAAAAUAAAACUUAUUUCUGGUAUUCAGAUUAUCAAAAUAUUGAUGCCGAUUUUUCCAUUUUAGUACAAUGGCUUCACUAGAAAAUCAAAUUCGUAUUCAACUUUAAGGGCCACAGUUCUGUGUACAGAUUUUUGCCACUGAAUCUGAUUAUAUAUGUCACAAGAUACAUGCCAUACCCAAUCAGAUUCAGUGGCAAAAAUCUGCACACACAACUGUGACCCUUAGAAUGCAAAUUUGACUUUAUUUAAUUUUCUUUUUUGUUUUAUAAUGGCAUUAUUUGGAGCAAAAAUGUAUCAAAUAAAAUUGCAUUAUAUUUCACAUAUGCAGAUCAGCAAAUUGGAGAAACAUUUCAUUUACAACAUUUUAAUGCAUUCUUGUAAGCAUGCUUGUGUUCGUUGGUAGUACAGUCAACAUUGAGAUGUAGGAAAUGAAAAGUCAACUUGGAUGUCAGGUUCCAGCAAGCGUCAACGUGAUAAUGUUCGGUAAUCUGUAGUGGUGUUAGUUGGCAGAAUCAGUGUUGAGUAACAGAUCGGAGAAUCUGUAUAUACUUUAGUGUAGAUCUUUAUAUCCAACUGAAUCCGUGGCUGGAUCGUUGGUUUUAUUUCUCCCUGAAGAAAUGACAUGGGUAAUUGGACAUUGUUACCUCUAGAUUGCACGAAGUAUAAAUUUUAUGUUAGUCCGCUGUAGAAUUUGAAUCCUUGUGAUAAGAGAGAAAUAGCAUCAAGUAAAGGCUGGAUUUUUUUGUGUAUUGCAUUUAUCCUGUUCUAAUGUGGAGAUGCAAGUACUGUCCUCACAUCUGUAACUCCCCCAUGUGAGAGAUGAUCAAAUGAAGAUUGCAUGUUUACAGUUAUUGCAAAGUUAUUGAGUUUAAAUUUUAUAUUUGUCAAGUGAGGCAGGAUCUAUUGAAUGAUUAUUGCUGAGUUGAUAUUGAUAGAGCACUUGCAAUAUAUUCAGAAAGACUAUCGAAUUGUUUCUAUAGAAUAUCUCUGCUUGUUUCCAUAGAAGACUGUAGAAAAGAAGUAAGAACCCAGACUAGGCUGUUGGUCUUUUUGAGUUGGUCCAUUAUUCAUCAAGAUCAUUACUAAUCUAUUUCAGCCCCAUUUUUCUGCCAUGUCGCUGUAUCUUUGAAAUCCAGUGCCUUACUAAUCUGUUUUGAAUGCCAUUAAUGAUGGCAAUGCUUUACACCCCCUCAGACUGGAAAGUUCCUAAGAAAUCUCUCCUGUCUCAACCCUGCACAAUCCACCCUUUGAUUUAAGUCUAACCCUCUUGCAUCUGGACCCAUCAACCAGUGAAAUCAGCUCCCUUGUCAGACCCCAAAGAAUGGCAGAUAUGGCAGAUGUUUCAGUGAGGUCACCUUUUAUUCUACAGACCAGAACAGUGUUCUUCAGAGGAGUGGUUCUCUUAUUGUUUAUAUGAAACAUUAAACACGGACCAGGAAAGAGUCAGUAUUGAGUCCCACUGAGUUAGAACAGGUAGGAGAGAAGAGUAUGGGAGAGCAGCCUGGGAAAGGGAGGGGGUAAGAAUUGCCAAUCCUGCUUCCAUCUCAUUGUGUAUAACAAUGAAAAUAUAAAUGAAUUCUUAUUUUCUUCUGAUUGCCUUUUAAGGUAUAACUAAAAUGAAGAGAAUCAACAAAGCUAUUUAUAGACAGCUAAUUAUUGUUUGGAUGAACCAUAUAGUUUGUCUAGAAAAAAUGAAAAAUUACUUGUAGUAUUGUUGCUAGGAUGUAUAAAUCAGGUUUUGCCUAAAAAAAAGUGACUGAGAAUACUGUCUUGUUUACAUAAUUUCUCCAAAUAUUAUAAACCUAACAUCUUCAAAACUAGUCUGCUGAAUCUUCAUUGUAAUAUUUCAUUGCAAGUAUACAGAAGGUCAAAGUUGUACACAGUUUGCCAGAAUUGGUCUCAUUAUGAUGGCUUUUUGAUUCAGAUGCUCUUGAACUCAUUCUUUUGCACUGAAAGCCAACAUAUCCUUUGCUUUCAUAGUUGCCCGUAGUACCUGCAUGCUGGUCUUGGUGACUUGUAUUCAAGGAAGCCUGGGUCAUUCCACUGUGAGAAUUUCCUAGUCUCUUUCAAUAUAAAACUAAAAUAUUUGGCAUUUAUAAUGUUAUUUUAUACUCUUUGUGGAGCUUUCCACUUCUUGAACCAACAUAUGACCAUCCUCAUUACUCCUCACACUUUCCUUUGUCCAAGCUGUUGAAAUCGAUUGUAAAUAGCUGGGCAAUCACUAAUCCCUGCUAUAUUCUGUUAGUAACUGCCUGCCAACAUGAAAGCCCAUUUAUUCCUUUUUUCCAUCUGUUAACCAAUCUCAAUCUACUGUUAAUACGUUUAUACACGAGGGGUGAUGUGGGCCCUUCAUCUUAGAAAAGAUGUGCUGGCAAUGGAGAAGGUCCAGAAGAAGUUCGUGAGAAUGAUCCCAGGAAUGAAAGGGUUAACACAUGAGUGAUUGAUGGCUCUGGGCCUGUACUCACUUGAGCUUGGGCAGGGGGUGGACUCUUUGAAAGCUAUUACUGAAAGGCAUAAAGUGGACGUAGAGAGGAUGUUUCCAGUUGUGGGGGAGUCUCGGACCAAAGUGCACAGCCAUAGAAUAGAGAGAGAUCCCUUUAGAACAGAGAUGAGGAGGAAUUUCUUUAGCCAGCUGUGGAGGCCAAGUCAUUCGGUAUAUUUAAAGCGGAGGUUGAUAGGUUCUUGAUUAAUAAGUGCGUCAAAGGUUAUGGGAGAUGAAGGCAGGAGUGGCUAAUAAAUCAGCCAUGAUGGACUUGCAGAGCAGACUCAAUGGUUCGAAUGGCCUAAUUCUGCUCCUAUGUCUUAUGGUCUUGUUAUCUCCAAUUCCACAUCGUCAAGCUUUAUUUACAUUCUUCCUGUGUGGAAGCUUUGGCGGGGUGGGGGGGGUAAAAUCUCAUUGUUACAGUAAGUCUUAUUUUGAAUAAGUGUUGGGAUUGUGUAACAUUGAUUUGAAAGAAUGGUGUUCUGUUUGAAAGAACCACAUUUAGAAAACUUUUAAAUAUUAAUUUUGAUCAUGUUUCUUUUCACCUUGCCGUAUGGCUUCUCUCUCCAGGUGAUGAAAUUCAGUAAUAAUCAGGGUUUCACGUUUAAGCCCACUGCCAGAGGAACUUGUGUGGCAAUGUCUACAGCAGUAGUAGUGCAAUCACACAAGUCGAGUAAUCCCCUUAAUGGAGAACCCUUGUGCUUGAUUUAGUUUAACGUGGGGCGGCUGGUGCACUGGCAGCCACCACACGGUCCUUGACAGAUCGGGGUCAGCACCCAGUGACGUGGCAUCCAAGAUGACUGGGGACCCUUCACUGCCUUUGUGAUGUGACCCUACCAAGAGCUGAGCUCCAGACAGCAUUGAUGUUGGGAGCUCAGGAACUCGGAAACCUCUCCAUCACGACAGGGUGACAGUCCUCAGAGAAGGGCAAUGCCUUUAUUGUGAGCUGAAACUUUACAUUUAAAGUGAAUGAGUGAGAGUAUGUUUACACUAACUAUCUAUUGUUUAUGACUGAUUUAUUGUAUGUAAAUUGAACCACAGUACAGGUCCACACUGAGUAGGAAACAAAACUCAAAGGCAGUGAAUGGCUCACUGCUGCUCUGGGAUAAGAAGAUGUACUGGAGGUCACUCUUACGGGAGUAAAUGCUACAGCCUGCACUCAUGGUGUUUUUAUGAUGGAAUUUAAAAAAUAACAAUGAAUUUUCACAAUUUCAGAAUGAAGUUGUUUUUCUUAAUCUAGUCAACCUGAGUUCCUCACAGCCAAUAAGGUUUUGUGUUCCCACACUAGAUGUAAAAGUUAGAUUUAGGUUUCAAAUUUAAAUUCUGGUUUUUUUUAUCACGUACAUCAAACUGUACAGUAAAAUGUGUCGUUUGCAUUAACAACCAACACACCCAAGGAUGUGCUGAGUGAAACCACACAUUCCAGCACGAACGUAGCAUGCCCAUGUUUUUCAACACAAAAACACAAGCAGCAGCAGCAGCAACAGAACGAAACAAGGCGAUGGAAACAUCAAAACAAGACCUUUCCUGCAGACACACACAGGCCUCCAAUCCCAGUCCAGGCUCCCUCCAGGUCUGCAGUCCUUGGCCCCGCACUCUCAAACUCAGAUAUUGAACCUCAAGUCCCUGGCCACAAUUCAUAGACCUGACCUUCUUGCCUCUGUCUCAGGACUUGCCGACUCCAACCUUCCUUCGGUUUUCAAAGUGACACACCUGUUGAAUUUUCAGCUAUAUUCGGUGGGCUGCAAUCAGAGCGAGAGGUGGUUCUUUGGUGAUGCAGUGCAAGGUUUAAGAAGAGUUCCAGUGCCUUCAUCUCUUUUCAGAGGGGCUGCAAUUAGUGUGAGGGGUCCUUUGUUGAAGAACUCUGCUUUUGACUUUUCUCGGUGGAUUGCAGUCAGCACAGGGCCAAUAAAAAGAAAGGAGGCAUAAGCAGAGCAGCCAUUGUCAGAGUUGUCUGCCUUUGGCUCAACAGGCUUGGGCAAGCACAACUGGAGCUUCCAAGUGAGCAAGUUUCUAGUAAGUACACAGCUAGUGCACUGAGAAUGGGUUCAGAGGUAGUGGGAUGUGGGAACUCCAGGAGACCUCCAGUCUUCCUGAUAACUACAUCUGCAUUAAGUGCAACGAGCAUCAGCUCCUGAGAGAACGUAUCAAGGAAAUAGAGCUGCAGCUGGAUGACCUUCAACUCAUGGGGAAAUAAGGUGAUAUAUAGGAGCUGCAGGAGUCUGGUACCUGGGUGACUGUUGGGAGAGGGAAUGGGAAUGGGCAGCCAGUACAGGCUACCCCUCAAUAGUAAAUAUGCCACUUUAGAUACUGUUGAGGGGUGGGUAGCUAACAAGGAGAAGCCACAGCGAGCAGGACUCUGGUGGAGAGUCUGGCUCUGUGGUUCAGAAGGGAACUGGAGAGGAGAAGAGUGCAGUAGCAAUACGGGAUUCCAUAGUUAGAGGAGCAGGAAGAAGAUCUUGUGGACAUGAAAGGGACACCCAGGUGGUAUGUUGCAUGCACGUGGAAGGAUCAGGGAUGUCUCGGAUCGGGUCCAUGGCAUUCUAAAGGCAAAGGGUGAGCAAUCAGAAGUCGUGGUGCUUAUUGGCACCAAUAAUGCAGUUAGGGAAAAGGUGGAGAUCCUGAAGAGAGAAUGGAGGGUAGAAAGCUGAAAAGCAAGACCUCCAGGGUAGUAAUCUCUGGAUUGCUGCCUGUCCCAUGUGCCAGUGAGGGUAAUGAUUUGGCUGAGGAAUUGAGGCAGGGGGUAGGGUUUUAGAUUUCUGGGCCAUUGGUAUCUUUUCUGCGGAAGGUAUGACCUGUACAAAAGGGACAGGUUACACCUGAACUUGAAGGGGCCAAUAUCCUUGUGGGCAGUUUUGCUAGGGGAGGCCUUGGACUGACAUGUUGGAAUGGGAAUGGGAAGUAGAAUUGAAAUCGGUGGCCACCGGGAAAUCCUGCUUUUUUGUGAUGAAUGGAGCAAAGGUGUUUUACUGAGUGGUCUCCAAAUCUACACUGGGUCUCGCUGAUUUACAGGAAGCCACAGCGGGAGCAAUGAUGCAGUACAUGACCCCAACAGACUCGCAG
Mobula hypostoma (lesser devil ray) is the source of this 9682-nucleotide messenger RNA. RefSeq names its product exocyst complex component 8 (gene exoc8). Lineage: Eukaryota; Metazoa; Chordata; Chondrichthyes; Myliobatiformes; Myliobatidae. Gene Ontology annotation, biological process: exocytosis; intracellular protein localization; Golgi to plasma membrane transport. The record is from RefSeq and is a predicted model, not a curated record. Bases 130 to 2322 code for a protein of 730 amino acids. The transcript has a single exon. Gene Ontology annotation, cellular component: exocyst.